Molecule: messenger RNA, 1045 nt
Organism: Medicago truncatula (barrel medic)
Lineage: Eukaryota; Viridiplantae; Streptophyta; Magnoliopsida; Fabales; Fabaceae
Product: putative ripening-related protein 1
Exons: 1
Coding region: 363-932 (189 amino acids)
Source: RefSeq, a predicted model, not a curated record
UUCAGCAACCUACAAAUUACCAUUAAACUGAAUAUUCAAACAUAACAAAAAAUAAGUUCCGGUUAUGUUCAAAAUAUUGCAUUUGAUAAACAAGGUAGUGUAGAACUUGUUCUUUGACCUCAAAAGUGAAGCUGUAGUUUUGUACUUGUCAUUUGGACUAAAAGAAGCAGGAUCAUAGAACAGAUACCUUUGACCCAAAAUCUAACUUCUGUAUAUCUUUCUCUUUUGUUUGUUAUUACAAAACCAACCGAAUUACUUUACAAACAGAAGAGGAGAUAUCUAUAUAUACUAACUAAAAUCUGUCCCAAAACAUCAAAUACUGAGAAGAACAACAAAGAGAAACAUAGAGUUUCAUAGACAAAAUGAAGAGAUUUUGCCCCAAAGUUUCUUUUAUUUUCUUGGCUAUUACUCUUAUUUUUACAAGUUUUGUGUAUUCCGAAGCUCAGAACUGCCGACCAAGCGGUAGAAUUAGAGGAAAGAAAGCUCCUCCAGGAAAAUGCAAUCAAGAGAAUGAUUCUGAUUGUUGCGUACAAGGAAAAAUGUACACAACUUAUGUAUGUUCACCAUCAGUGUCCACUCACACCAAAGCAUAUCUCACUCUUAAUAGUUUUCAAAAGGGUGGAGAUGGAGGUGGUCCUUCAGAAUGUGACAAGCAGUAUCAUUCUGAUGACACUCCUGUUGUUGCACUUUCCACCGGAUGGUUCAACCAUAAAAGCAGGUGUCUAAACAACAUUACAAUCAGUGCUAAUGGAAGAAAUGUCGUGGCCAUGGUUGUUGACGAGUGCGAUUCUAGAAAGGGAUGUGAUGAACAGCAUGACUACCAACCACCGUGUCCAAACAACAUUGUUGAUGCUUCCAAAGCUGUGUGGAAAGCUUUAGGUGUGCCUAAAGAACAAUGGGGUGGUCUUGAUAUUACAUGGUCAGAUGCUUGAUAUUAUAUAUAGGUUAAAAUUCAUGUUUGUGUCUCUAUGGUUUAAUUUAGUGAUCAUAUUCUGUACUUUUAUUUUAUCAUAUGUCUAUGUAUCAUAUAUACUUGUUGUUACCA